AUGUUUCCAGCUCGCUUUGAUGCCCUUUCGUGGAUAGAUUCUUCAUAUUGGGUUUCAAUCCUCCUCGUUGCUCCACUGCUACUGAUAUCCUUUUACCUUUACAAGACCUGGGCAAAGCUACGCCAUAUUCCGGGCCCCUUCUUCGCUCAGUUCACCGACUUUCCACGCUUCUUGUGGGUAAGGUCACGGAAGGCGCACGAGAUCCACAUCGAUCUCCACGCAAAAUAUGGCAAACUGGUUCGGUUUGGGCCGAAUAUGGUCUCUGUCGGAGACCCGUCAGAAAUAUCCAACAUAUACAGGAUGCAUACACCCCUUCUGAAGUCAGAUUUCUACCAUGUCAUCCUGCCCAUGUCCAAAGGAAAAGUCAUGCCUGGCCUCUUUGCCACUCAGGACGAGGCCCUUCACCGGACCUUAAAGAAACCGAUUGCGAGCAUAUAUUCGAUGACGAACCUUGUCUCAUUCGAACCAUUUGUCGAUUCCACCAUUGGCGUCUUCUUUGAGCAGCUCGACAAACGGUUCGUCAAAACAGGAGCUGUUUGUGAUUGGGAUGUCUGGCUCCAAUAUUUUGCGUUCGAUGUUGUCGGUGAGCUCACCUUCUCUCGGCGGCUAGGCUUCCUGGAACGCGCAGAGGAUGUCGAUGGCAUCAUGAGAGGCGUCUGGAAGUGGUUUGAAUACGCUGCACCUAAUUCGUUCAUCUCUCGGCUACGUCCAGCACGCUGGUCACCCAUGGUGGAAUUUGCAAUGAAGAGACAGGUCGAGCGAUUGAGUGCCGUAGGUAAAGAGGAGGGUCUCAACCAACGUGACUUCCUCUCGCGCUUUAUCGCCGCCAUGGACAAGGACCCAUCGAUUCCGAAAUGGGCCCUUCCCGCUUGGACCGGAUCCAAUAUUCUCGCUGGCAGCGACACAACAGCCAUCUUCUUACGGACCCUGUUUCACAAUUUACUUGCUCACCCAUCGACGCUGGCCCGUCUGCGUAACGAGCUCGACGCCGCUGCCUCCUCCGGCCACCUCUCGAUUCCCACAACCUGGAAAGAGAGCCUUGGCCUACCCUACUUAGACGCCUGUAUAAAAGAAGCAGGGCGUAUACACCCUCCUUUCGGUCUACCUCUAGAAAGGAUUGUGCCUGCCGGCGGCAUGACCGUCUGUGGCGAAUACCUAGCGCCGGGUACCAUAGUCGGCAUGAACGCUUGGGUCGUACAUCGUGAUCAGGAGACAUUUGGCAAAGACGCGGACGCGUGGCGGCCUGAGCGCUGGCUCGUGGAGGGCGAGACGAGGAAGAGAAUGGAAAGCGGGUUACUCACUUUUGGUGGUGGCCACAGAACAUGUCUAGGAAAGAACAUCUCCCAUCUGGAAAUUUACAAGGUCGUCCCAACUAUUCUGCAAGUAUAUGACAUCGAGCUCAUGAAAAACUCACAAGUCUUGCACAUUGAAAACCGAUUUUUCGUGCCGCAAAGUGGCUUCCAAGUUCGGUUAAAGAAAAGGGCUUCUGAAAAGCAUUCAAAAAAUUGA
Molecule: messenger RNA, 1509 nt
Organism: Endocarpon pusillum Z07020
Lineage: Eukaryota; Fungi; Ascomycota; Eurotiomycetes; Verrucariales; Verrucariaceae
Exons: 7
Coding region: 1-1509 (502 amino acids)
Molecular function (GO): iron ion binding; heme binding; oxidoreductase activity, acting on paired donors, with incorporation or reduction of molecular oxygen
Source: RefSeq, a predicted model, not a curated record